AUGACUGCAGCAGCAGCACAUAUUGCUCGAACAGUUGUUGGUAUUAUAGGAAAUAUCAUCUCAGGCUUCUUGUUCUUGUCACCAGUGCCAACUUUUUAUGGGAUAUGGAAGAAAGGAUCAGUUGAGCAAUUUUCAGCAGCACCAUACUUAGCAACACUUGUGAACUGCAUGGUGUGGACACUAUAUGGUCUACCCAUGGUGAACCCGGACAACGUGCUAGUGCUGACCAUCAAUGGCUCGGGUUCUGUGGUCGAGAUUGUAUAUGUCACGCUCUUCAUAAUUUACUCUAACCGCAACAAAAGGCUCAAGGUUGUUAUGUGGUUAGUUGUUGAACUCCUUUUCAUCGCAGUUCUUGCGUUCGUCGUAUUGAAUCUUGUUCACUCUGCAAAGAAACGAUCGGCCAUCGUUGGUACCACCUGCAUUGUUUUCAACAUUAUGAUGUAUGCUGCACCUUUAGCUGUCAUGAAAUUGGUGAUCGUGACUAAAAGCGUCGAAUACAUGCCACUUUCCAUUUCGCUUGCUUCUUUUGGAAACGGCGUCGCUUGGACCACUUAUGCUCUUAUCCAAUUUGACGCAUUCAUCACUGUGCCAAAUGGGAUUGGGACAGUGUUUUCUGUGGUUCAGCUGAUUCUAUAUGCAACCUAUUACAAAUCGACAAAGAUGCAGAUUGCUGAAAGAAAAGCCAACAAAACAGAGGUGGACCUGUCGCAGGUUGUGGUUGGCAAUGGUGAACAAAGGUCCAAGACAAAUUAUUGA
Molecule: messenger RNA, 756 nt
Organism: Vicia faba (fava bean)
Lineage: Eukaryota; Viridiplantae; Streptophyta; Magnoliopsida; Fabales; Fabaceae
Source: the annotation of a GenBank genome assembly